Molecule: messenger RNA, 1502 nt
Organism: Somion occarium
Lineage: Eukaryota; Fungi; Basidiomycota; Agaricomycetes; Polyporales; Cerrenaceae
Source: the annotation of a GenBank genome assembly
UCUCAAACCUUGAAUCUUCCUGCCCUACUGCUCGACCAGCAGGAUCGGUUGGCAACACAGUCCUUACGUUGUUUCCCUUCGUUUUCCCUUCUUGGAUCCCUUCCUAAGUUUUCAAUCUUGUUCCCUUUUGCAUGGCUUUCAGGACUUCAUUGCAAUAUGCCUCCCAUCAUUGAAUCUUUCACUCUCGAUUCAUUACCCAGCGGUAACGGGAUCGCGACAGAUGUGCUACCCAACAUAUCCAGUUCUAUCGUAUUCGACAUUGGCGGACCUUUACCCCCUCCUACAUCUUCGUCAUUGUUUUCAUCCGAACUCGCCCCAUCUACUCCCUCUUCCUCUUCAUCCUCUUCAUCAUCCUCUUCUCUGUCAUCUUCUUUUUCUUCCACUCCACCUUCUUCAUCCUCGUCCUCAUCCUCAUCAUUUUUAUUCUCGCCGUUAAUCAAUGCUCUACCGCGCUCUUCUGUCGACACUACGUCCCCCUCUCCAUCCGCCCUCUCUAUCAUUUUCGCGCCAUUCCCUGUGAAAAGCCUUAUCUCGAGUUCCCCGAGCCCGUCCCAGCCAUCUGCGACUCCCGGCAGCCCAGUGGUAGUAUUACAAACAGCUUUACACGGAGACGAAAGUAAUGUGGCACCAACACCACUUCCUACAGAGAGCACGAUCGACUCACCUGCACAUUCAUAUUCUUCGAUCUCUCGUGCUCAGAUUGCAGCGAUCGUCCUCGGUAUCUGUGUGUUCUUUCUGAUUUGCUUCAUUAUUUUCGUUCUUCUCCGAACUCGUUACAGAGGGUGGAGAGUGAAAGCAUCACAGUCGGACUGUUUUGAGCCCAAACCAUCUACUGAUUCGUCUAGAAGAGAACACCUGAACGUGUCAAACUGCUCUGCAAGAGUUUCGGACACGCAAAGCAUCUCCGAAACAUCGUCGGAUAUGUUUUCCUCCGGAGAUUCCGUAGAUCAUGCCUCGCUGGCUGUGUCCUAUCUUGCAAAUGCUGAGGAUCCGGCAAACCCUGUGGAUCUCCCCAGCCCGAGGCCAGAUAGCAAUGUCUUAAGUUCACAAGAUGAUAAACCACUCCUACAUUCGCCCUAUCUUUUGACAGAUCCAAGCACACCCUCGAGUGCUACUGCACUGAUACCUUCUCCGGGUCCCAACACAGGACGUAGAACACGUCGCCAUAUGUUUUCCACCUCGAGGCUCAGUUUGACAUCUGCGCACAGUAGUGUCAAAACUUUCGCUACACAGCGUACUCAACCUCCAUGCUAUCAUAACACUCCGGGACCCAAUGAAGUCUGUAUUGCAGGUGGGCCACUUGGACAGCGAUGGUAAAGGGCCCGUCACUCGUUGAUCGUAUGCUUUUAUUUCCCUUCCUUCCAUGUGCAAAUACGUCGGUGCACUUUUCGGCCCGCUGUACCUUUCGCCAUCUACGAAUCACAGUCGUUGUACCUGCUGCUGUAUUUAUAUAAGAGAACCACUGUCUCUUGACUACAGAGAAUUUGGAUAAAUCAUAAGUC